Messenger RNA from Geodia barretti, 427 nucleotides. The record is from the annotation of a GenBank genome assembly. Lineage: Eukaryota; Metazoa; Porifera; Demospongiae; Tetractinellida; Geodiidae.
AAAGACUCAGUAGUCCAGAAGAGCUGAAUAAAACAUGUACUCAACUCUAUCAACAAUUGUGAUCCUUGCCACUGUCUUAGCUGGGGCAUUUGGCAUAAUCAAAACACACCCACAAUCACAAAAUACCACGGAGGGCUCAACAGCAACAUUCACAUGCAAAAUACGAGACUGUGACCACUGCAGUGUGAUCUGGAGAGUUCACAACCUGGAGACAUUUGAGCGUUUCAACCCAAGAGCAGAAGAUUUUCAGAAUGAUGAUCAUGGUAAUGGUCGAACCACUAGCACACUGAGUAUCACCGCGGACAGCAGCUCUGUGGUCCAGUGUGUAGAGCAUAACCCCAGCGCCACGAGAAGGAUCGAGAAAAACAGCUACAGUCAAUAUGCUCUCCUCCGGGUGCUCAAAAGCGAAGGGUCUGGGGAGUCGCAG